Molecule: messenger RNA, 1560 nt
Organism: Aspergillus ibericus CBS 121593
Lineage: Eukaryota; Fungi; Ascomycota; Eurotiomycetes; Eurotiales; Aspergillaceae
Product: sugar transporter
Exons: 4
Coding region: 1-1560 (519 amino acids)
Biological process (GO): transmembrane transport; carbohydrate transport
Cellular component (GO): membrane
Molecular function (GO): carbohydrate:proton symporter activity
Source: RefSeq, a predicted model, not a curated record
AUGGAGAAACUCCAGGGCCAACUGCUCUGUAUCAUGAUGACCGUCACGUGCGGCAUCUCAUACCUCCUGUACGGCUAUGACCAGGGAUUCAUGUCAGGAGUACUACUAUCGCAAGACUUCCCUAUAGUCAUGGACGACCCGUCUACCUUUAUGCAGGGCCUCUUGUCGAGUCUCUAUACCCUCGGAUGCUUCUUUGGCUGCAUUAGCAGCAUAUUCUUUAGUGAGAAACUGGGGCGAAAGAAGCCCAUAUUAAUUGGCACAAUUAUAAUCUCAGUCGGUGCUGUCAUCCAGACAGCCGCAUAUUCUCCCGCUCAGUUCAUCGUUGGGCGGAUCGUGGCAGGGACGGGAACAGGGCUGAACACCUCUGUUAUUCCAGUAUGGCAAGCUGAAACCCUUCCAGCAAGGAAGCGUGAAAAAUUUGGCGCCAUCCAGUACGUUCUGGUUUGCACCGGCACAACCAUCAGCUACUGGAUGGCAUAUGCGCUUUCUUUUUCGGCAAAUAGUGUUUUUCAAUGGCGCUUCCUAGUUGGAGCGCAGCUUAUAUUUGCGGUGAUGAUACUAUGCCUUGUGCCGUGGAUGCCGGAGUCCCCGAGAUGGAACUUUGUUCACGGCCACAGAGGAAAAGGGCUUCGCACAUUGAUGAGAAUGCAUGGCACAUCUGACGAACACCAAAGUGAAGUUGAGGCAGAGGCUCGGUUGAUCCAGCAAGCAGUCGAAUUUGAAGCAAUCCAUGAAGCGACCAGAUGGGUUGACCUUUUCAAGAAUGAACCGCGUACACAAAAUCUCCGACGUCUUAUGCUGGGUUGGUGGCUGAUGUUCAUGGUGAUGUGGUCUGGCGUCUGCAGUAUCGGGUAUUACAUUUCGUACCUGUUCGAAGUCUCCGUCGGCCUCCGCCAUAACUUAUCACUCCUGUUGUCCGGGUUUAACGGCCUCUGGUACUUGCUAUCGGCAUUCAUACCGUUCUUUGUGAUUAAUCGUCUCGGGAAACGGCGGUGUAUGAUAAUUAGCGCCGCUGGCAUGGGCUGCUGCUUCCUGACAAUGUCCUUGACAAUUCGGUCAGGCACGUUUGCAGCCUCGAUCAUCUGCAUCAUCGCUUUUUUUCUAUACUAUACCUUCUUUGCACUAGGAUACCUUGCGAUUCCCUGGCUGUACAACGCAGAGAUCAUGCCUCUUCACCUCCGUUCCCAAGGCACCGCCAUUACGACGUCGUCGAACUGGCUCUGGAACUUCGCCACCGUCAUGAUGACACCGUCACUGAUGAGCCAGCAGGGGUGGAAGGGGUAUCUGGUAUUUACGGUAUUUAAUUUCUGCUUCGUGCCGACGAUCUAUCUCUUCUAUCCGGAGACGACCGGCCGGCGGCUCGAGGAGAUCGACGCGAUAUUCUACGGGACAUCGGCGCUUGUCGCCCGAACGAAAUGGGCCGAAAAGGGACGGAUCGAGGUGAAUCCGCUUGGAGUUAUCCAGGGGCUGGAAUCGUCUCAAAAAGAAAUGGUAGGGCAGCAUGUGGAGUACGUCAACUCAGUCUCGGAGGAUUUUAGCCAAGCAAUCGGAUCGGGUUGA